AUGGCUUUCUUCACCCAGAAUUACAGGACUGACGAGAUCUGGCAGGUACGCAAACACGCAACUUCACAGAAACCUUCGUUCUUUGCUACUGCCGCCAGCUCAAUUCUAACCGCUCUACUCUGCCAUACCAAAUAUGCAUCACAUCUUCAUGAUCUCAAAGCCGAAAGUGCCGUUGCCGUACAUAUGGAGUCCACACAGCCUCGACAGUCUCCUAUACCCGUCGACACUCUCGAACCAGAACGGACGCUCAUUAGGCGCUUUAUUAGCCCAGGAGAUCGCUGCGCAAAUGGCUGUCCUCGAAGUGAAUAUGCUGUAACCUACUUUACAUGCCCAAAGACCUCUUGGAUAGACGUCGAGACCGUUCGCGAGCUGGCGAUUAAGAUUGUCGGAGACGCGAAUCUGAUAGACGCCAGGCCGUAUUCCAUCGUCCCUUCCGGCAUCCAGUUAUGGUGUGAUGGGCAACUCAAAUAUGCGGAGCGGCUGUUAGAUGAGGAUCUUGAGAGUGAAUGGUCGUCAGAGUACUCCUCGAAUGGUUCUGCAGAGGAAAGGUCCUUGCAGGAGUGUGAGGAUAGGAAUAGGGAGAGGGCUAUAGCUGAGGACUUGGAUAUGGAAAAUUGUGUGGAGGAAGGGGAGAAGGAGAAAGACGAAAUAGAAGCGAUAACAGGAGAAACAGGAGUUCAUGGAGAUGGUAAGGAAGAGGAAGAAGACGAAAAUGAAAAUGAAAGUGAACAUGAUCCAGAUACAGACGAUGAAGACGUUGAAGAAGUUGGCGGAGAAGACUACGAUCCAGUCGCUUCAUACAACGGCGAUAACGGCCGACCAGAUCCGAAUAUCUCACAUGUUGUCGAACCCGACUCAUCUGAAGACGAGUAUCUCACCGACGCGUCAGACUCACGUUCAGAUAGAACAAUCACACCCUCGCCACCUUUAACUGGUAUCAUGCGUCUCGGCAUGCCCGAUGGAGUUGGCCUCCCAGAUCCUAUGACCGACUACUAUGGUCUGCCACACCGUCCUGGACGAGUCCCAAUCAGAUACCGAUAUCACCCAGCAGAAGAGUUUCCUGGACUGCUAAAUACCCGGAACGAUGUACUAGAAUUCGUGCCACAUUUGAUGAAAACUUACAACGAUCGUACGCUACAAAUUGUAGGGUUGAAUGUCACUCACUUUAAGGUGUUCAACCGAAAUGAUCUCGUCACCAUGCAUACUUAUGUACGUCAAGGCUGCAGAGACGGUGGUGACGGUAUCCGAGGAAUGAAGUACUAUAUACGCCAAGUACGCAUGGAGACGGUGUAUGAAUACGUGAGGAACAAUCCUGAUCAACGAUGGAAGUAUGGAGGGGCACCGAGAAGGGAUUUCUGGGACGCCUCUAUUCUGGAGAAUUGA
Molecule: messenger RNA, 1383 nt
Organism: Pseudovirgaria hyperparasitica
Lineage: Eukaryota; Fungi; Ascomycota; Dothideomycetes; Acrospermales; Acrospermaceae
Exons: 2
Coding region: 1-1383 (460 amino acids)
Source: RefSeq, a predicted model, not a curated record